CUCUGCUCUUUCGCUCUAAGCUGCUGCAACCCUGUGCUCAGCGACACGUCAUACCCCUACGGUCCUGAACCGAACCUCUCAGAGAACGUUCAAAAGCGCUUAGCCAAAAGCGUGACUCCAUACAAUGCUGCAAAGCGCAGAAAGCGAAGCUGAUAUGUCUGUCAUUGCCAUGUUGUGGUCCUGCAUGAAUGAGGCCAUUUGGUUUGGUGCAGGUUUCCUUCUCUUCCGCUUGGCUUCGCGCUGCAAUCUCAUCCCUGCAAAGUUGGAGCCUUCAAAACUCUUUGCGCGAGACUUCAAGGGAAAGACGAGUUUUUCUCCGAAGUCAAGCCCUGCAGCGACGCGCUGCCCCUUCACCCGUGAGAUUUGUGAGGACGGUGACGCCGGUGAUCACAAAGCCGUGCUGUCAAAAUGGGACGAAUGGGCCGCAAAGGGCUGCACUGGCCGUGUCCCUGGAAGCCUUGAAGUGGCAGCCCUGGAAGCUGUGGUGGAAGCGAUGGCGAUCUUGGAUCCUGACCGGUUGAGGGACAUGGUGCAGUACCUGUUCGAGUUUUCCUUGGUGCGACCUGGCACAGUGCACUCCUUGGUCUCCAGCAUUUUGAAGGUCGGCCGCCCCGAGGUGGCAGAGAACUUCUUGGAGAUGUUGGAAGCAGACAAGCGAACACAGCGAAGCUUGUCCUCCACACUGAAACUUCGCAAGUUGAUUCUGGGAAAGUUUGCCGCUCACGGUAAAGUGGACAAGGUCAAGAGCAUCUUGAGCAAGUUGGAGGGUGAUGAAUAUGUGUCGGCUGCCAAUCUGGCGAUCCGUGGCUUCUUGGAAGGACGACACACGACGGUGGCUUUGCAACACUUGAACGAGCUCACCAAUGGCGGCAGCCAAGUGCAAGCGGCCACCGUCUCCGCAAUGCUGGCGUCCAGCAACAAGGACUUCCCCAUUUCCAACGUGCUUGAGGCUUUGCGAGGAAUAGAGCUGCCAGCUGAUGCUGCAGCUGCGGUGAUGGGGGCUUGCCUCAAGCGAGAGGACAUCGAGACUGCGCGAACUCUGGAGACUCGUUUGCGAGAACAUGGUCAGUUGUCCUUCGCCGUGCUGGAGCCCCUUUUGAAAUUAAUGGCGAAGCAUGAUGAAGCAAGUUCCUUCGGAUUGCUGCAGGAGAUGGUGGAUCGCAAAUUUUUCCUUUCUGAGGGCUUUUGCGGUUUGCUCCUCUCCCGCUGUGGUGAAGCUCAUCACAUACAAUUUGCAGAGGCUGUGCAGAAGUACCUCCGCGAGCGCAAGAUGACCAGCCUGGCCACUUACAAGACUUUGAUGAAGGUCUAUGCCACAAGCGACAAUUUGAGUCGUGCUUGCGAUCUAUACUAUGAUGUCAUUGAAGAUGGCAUCGUUCCCGACACUGUGAUGUACGGCUGCUUGGUGAAGUUUGCUGUGAAGUGUGGCCGGGAUGAUCUAUCUGAGCUCCUUUUCAAUGCCGCAUUGGAGAAGCCACAGGGAAACGAUGUUCAGAACUACAUGUGGCUCAUCCGAUCUGCAGGUCAGAAACAUGAUGUUCCCCGUGCUGUUGGUCUUCUGCGUAACUUGCAACAACAGGUAGAGUAUGUCGACGCCUCUGUGUACAACUGUGUCUUGGACGUUUGCAUGAACAACGCGGAGACGGAGCUGGCUGAAACGAUUUUCCAGGAGAUGGUUCAGAAGGAAGUUGUGACCUUGGUCACUUACAACACGCUUCUGAAAGGCCACUCUGCCCAGGGGAAAUUUGAACGAGCCAAGAUGCUGAUCCAAGAGAUGAAAGCAAAGGGCUUCUCACCGAAUGGCGCGUCCUUCAAUUGUCUCAUCAGCGCUGCUGUCUCGGCAGGUCGCUUUCAACAAGCCUGGACAUUCUAUGAGGACAUGUUAAACUGCAACAUCUCAGCAGACAGCUUCACCGUUUGCAUAUUGCUGAAGAUUGUUCGCAAGGCCCCACACCGACCAGAAGCUCAGCGUGCUCUGGCAGUGCUUGACAACUCCAAGGUGGACAUCUGCAAGGACGAGGUGCUUUUGAACAGUGUCCUGGACGCGUGCAUUCACCUCAAGGACAAUAGGCGCCUUGCGAGUGUUCUUCGCAAAUUCGAGCGGGCCACGCUGAAACCGUCAGUAACGAACUACGGACUUCUGAUCAAGGCCUACGCCUGCAUGAAGCAAAUAAACAAGUGCUGGACAAUUUGGCACGAGAUGACGGACAAGCAUCAGCGAGGUCUGAUUCCUUCUGAUGUUGCCCUCAGCUGCAUGUUGGACGCGAUAGUCACUUCGGGUCAGGUGGAAGAAGCAGUCCGCCUUUUCGAACAGUGGCAAACAGUGGUGCCUCCAAACACCAUCAUCUUCUCCAAUCUCAUCAAAGGAUUUGCAUCGCAGGGAGAUGCUGAAAGGGCUAUGAAGAUGUACGAAAGACUGAAGUCACAUGGUUUGACCAUGAACCUUGUGGCUUAUUCCACUCUCAUUGACGCGCAGGCUCGUGCUGGGAAUAUCGAGAAAGCUCACGCUUUGUUGGAACAAAUGGAGAAGGAUGGUGUGAAGCCAAACACCGUAACAUAUUCCUCCUUGGUGAAAGGGCACUGCCUCAAGGGUGACCUUGACGGAGCUUUGCAGGUCUUCCACAUGAUGGUGGCCAAAGGUGUCAAGGCGGACACGGUGAUGUACAAUACAAUCCUUGAUGGAGCAGUUCGUGCUAGCCGCUUUGCCCUCUGCGACCAGCUGAUUCAGGAAAUAUCACAGUCUGGCACAGAUGUCUCCAACUUUACUCUUUCGAUCAUGGUGAAGAUGUGGGGCAAGCGCAGGCAGCUGGAGAAAGCUUUUGCAGAAGUGAGAAAGUACAGCAAGGCAGGUACAAUGCAAUUGGACUCAAAGCUGUGCACAUGCCUCAUCAGCGCCUGCUUCCACAACGGAGCCCCAGAAAAGGCACUCCAGGCCUUGCAGGAGGUCAAGUCCUUGCCCAACUGCGAUGGACCGGAUGUCGGCACAUACGAACAGCUAAUUGAACAGCUGGUCAAGGUGCGGCAAAGCCAAGAGGCAGCGUGCGUAGCCUUGGAAGCCACGUCAUUGGCUGCGGACGGAAGCAUCAAGCCGUUAAGUGCUUCAGCGCGUGUCUCUCAGACUUUGAGUUUGGAUUUUCAGAUUUUUUUUUUUCGGUUCAGAAUUCACAGAAGGCUUCGCCAAUUGCAGCGGCACUUGGUACAGAGUGGUCACAGUCACCUCUGGAACAAGCUCAAGGACGAGUUGCAGGAUUCUCAGCUGCCAACUCCGUAGUCCUUGGCACUCGACGAUCUCCAAGAACGGUCGAUGCACAUACCAUUGCCAGCUUGACUUGGAACUGGCAUGAAAACGUGC
Molecule: messenger RNA, 3352 nt
Organism: Cladocopium goreaui
Lineage: Eukaryota; Dinophyceae; Suessiales; Symbiodiniaceae
Source: the annotation of a GenBank genome assembly